Oppia nitens is the source of this 1023-nucleotide messenger RNA. It is a transcript of the gene Cchl, whose product is annotated as holocytochrome c-type synthase-like. The transcript has a single exon. Gene Ontology annotation, molecular function: holocytochrome-c synthase activity. Gene Ontology annotation, biological process: cytochrome c-heme linkage. The record is from RefSeq and is a predicted model, not a curated record. The coding region runs from base 183 to 968 and encodes 261 amino acids. Lineage: Eukaryota; Metazoa; Arthropoda; Arachnida; Sarcoptiformes; Oppiidae. Gene Ontology annotation, cellular component: mitochondrion.
GAAAUGUUUUAUUUUGAAAGACAUGUGAAUGUAUUGCGAAAUCAAAUGACUUUAAAAGUGAUUUAAAUAUUUUUUUCAAUCAUUAAAUCAAUUGAUUUUCAAACAACACAUGAGUUAAGACAUUAUUAUUACCGAAAAAACUCACGGAUCAGCUGUUGAAGAGAAAGAAAGAGAGAGAGAGAAUGGGUUCAUUGGUAUCGAAAGACGUUCGGACAGUCGACGGCCCGUUAGGUUCGGUCGAAGUGCGCGAUCGGGUGGCGAACAAUGACCCGAAACACCGGGACAUUAGUGAGUGUCCGAUGCACGCGAAGAAGAGAGAGAUGACUGCUUCCGAGUGUCCCAUAAAUAAAGACAAUUAUAUGCCGCUUGAGGCCAAUCAACAGCCAUCGGAUGGACAACCGUUUCCAUUGUCAACAUCGCGCCAGUCGUCGACAAUACCGAAAGCCAAUCCUAACGCCGAAGACGAUCAAUACUGGAAAUAUCCGUCCGAACAGAUGUUCUGGAAUGCUAUGCUUCGGAAGGGCUGGAAAUGGCAAAAACCGAUCGACGGUUCCGACGAGACGGCCAUCGAGAACAAGGAUAUGACUGAUAUCAUCAAAAUUCAUAACUUCAACAACGAAAUGGCGUGGAAAGAGAUACUCAAAUGGGAAAUGGCUUUCCAUAUGCGCGAGUGUCCCGACGGACCCAAACUGAAACGUUUUGGCGGCCGGGCUCAAGACUAUUCGCCGCGAGCACGCAUGCGAUCGUGGAUGGGCUACGAACUACCGUUUGAUCGACACGACUGGAUUGUCGACCGAUGCGGCCAAGAUGUUCGCUAUAUUAUUGACUACUAUGACGGCCAAAAAUUGGACUCAAACAGCGGUAACUUUGCACUGUUAGAUGUUAGGCCAGCCGUCGAUUCAGUUGGCAAUGUCUGGGAUCGUAUGAGAGUUGCCUUUUGGCGUUGGACUCAACGGUCUAAUGACUGACUGACUGAUUGAUGUCUUUUUAAAUGACUGUUUAUUUAAAUAAUAUACUGUAGUA